This is a messenger RNA of Trichobilharzia szidati, 213 nucleotides long. NCBI's taxonomy places the organism in Eukaryota, Metazoa, Platyhelminthes, Trematoda, Strigeidida, Schistosomatidae. The record is from the annotation of a GenBank genome assembly.
AUGCAACCUGAUCAUCAGGAUAAACGGAAAUACCACACGACUACGCUACCUGCAAGGGUUGUUGUAUUUGCGGGAAUCACUCAUUUAAUUUUCUCUUUGGGUUUCCGAAUUAGUGUUACUUCUCUUUUUGAGCUAAUCAACUUAUUCAUUAAUUUCAUCAUCACACAUAUUUGUCCACAAAUCUCACUUGGAGUUACUUGUAUCAGUGUUUGA